Messenger RNA from Durusdinium trenchii, 300 nucleotides. The record is from the annotation of a GenBank genome assembly. NCBI's taxonomy places the organism in Eukaryota, Dinophyceae, Suessiales, Symbiodiniaceae.
AUGGGAAAUCGUGGCUGGGGUGUCGGUCGUAUUAUCGCGGUUCAGGUCAACUACAGCAGGAAUGGCCCAAAUGGUUUGCUCCAUGUCCAACCUCUUCGUUUGUCCAGUUCUCCCACUGUGCUAGAGGAUGACCUCGAUGCGGAGAUCGCCAUUACACGUGCCACAGAUCGUCUUGAAGUUCUUCCGGACUUACAAGAGCUACCAGAUGGCACACUGGAGUUCCAAGAGCUCAGCCGUUCACAUGUUAGGGCAGUGCUUUCGGGCAUGGUGUUCGUGGACAGCUGCUUAGAAGCGCUGUGA